AGCACCUCGACGCGCACACGAUCCUUGCCUGAGCCUCUGAGUCUCUGAGGACCCACCCCCACUCACUGCUCACUGUUCAUAGCCCGCCUCCCAGCGCCCGCCGCGUGCCGGAGCGUAUACACCAGCGCCCUUCCACGUCCCCGCAGCAGGCGUUAGGUCGCCCAGCUUUCCACUCCUUUCCCCGACGCUCCUUUUCCCACCCGGCACACCAUGUUUACGCCCCCGCCGUCGCCCCUCCCUGGCCCCGGCCCCGCGAAGCCCUUCGCGCCGUCGGACAAGCUCGCGAGCGCGGCGGACGAGCCGCAGCCGACCUACGCCCCCGAUCAGACGCCCCGCAAGCGCCGGAUCGGCAGGCGCAUGCGAUGGGCCGCGCUCGUCGUCCCCUUCGUGCUCAUCCUGAUCACCGCCUCGACGCGGUAUGUCACUCACCCUGCCGCGUUCGACGUCCUCGCCGAUGCGUCGCACUCGACAUGGUCCGACCUCGCGCACUGGACGCCACAUAAACGGCACCCUCAGGAGGAGGUAGCGGGCGAAUACUCCAGCGUAGCGAGCGUAUCCACCGCGUCCAUCACCGAUAUCGCAUCCCUCACCCAGGCGGCAUUAGCCAUCGAGUCCAGCUCCGCCUCCGCCUCUCCCACGCCCUCUACCACCACCGGCGCCCCCACCGUACCCUCCGAUCCCGUACUCCCGACGCCCUUCCCCCAGCCGUUCGACUCGGACCUCACGCAGAACUACUCCUCCGUCUCCUGCUUCAACUUCUUCAACAACAUGACGAACACGGAGCCCUUCCGCCGCUGCCGCGCCUUCUCGCUCCUGUGGCAGAGCAGCAGCGCGUUCAUCAGCGCGCAGUCGAACGUCACGCUCAUGAACACGCUCGUCUGGGGCACGUGCAACACGCCCAUCGACGCGGACGCGUGCAGCGUGAACAUGGCGUGGUUCGCGGGCGAGUUGCAGACCGCGUGCGCCGCGGAUCUCAAGGACGGGAACACGCGCGUCACGGAGACUUUAACGGCGAUCCGCGCGUACGAUGUGAUGCGCAAGGUCGCCUGCCUCGUCGAUGAGAGCACGGGCGCCUACUGCUUCGUCAAAGCCGUCGCGGGGACCGACUCCGCCGACAAGUACACGUACAACCUGCCCCUGGGUCUCCCCAUCCCGUCGACCACGGCGCCCUCGUGCAGCUCGUGCGCGCAGGACGUUUUCCAGAUCUACGCGGACGCGCUGCAGAACAGCAGUACGACGCUCGACGGGCUGCAGCUGACGUACGAGGACGCGGUGGAGACGACGAACCAGAAGUGCGGGCAGUCGUACGCGACGGCGAUCGUGAAGAGUAACGGCGCGCACGCCCGGUGUCCGUGGUCGUGGUCCGCGCCAGUGACACUCGCGGUGGUCGCUGCUGCAUUGGUUAUCCAAUGACCGCGGCACCGAUCCCCAAUGGUCGCCACUCUCACCACGGUGACCAGCACAUACGGUGACGCUCAUGGCACCUUCCGCUCUUUACGAACACUCCCUUCCCCUACCCCUAUCCCUACGCUUCAUCCCCCUACCCCUAUGCUCCCUCCCCACGCCCUGCUACGCUCUCCCCUAAUCGCUUGUCGCUUCACGCGUGUUGUACUGUGCUUGUGCUUUUGUACUUCUUUCUUUCGUCACACUGAGACGGGCUCUCGCUCUUUGUAUGCCGAGAAGGGUUGCCAUGGGAGACAGGCUUGCUCCGUCCGCCAGACGCUGCUCCUCUCACAGGAGCCAAGUCUGGCGGAUCUCAUGCCAUCCCCUUCCUCCCUCUCGGCCCCCCGCUUACCGACAAUUUUGGCGUUGUAGAUACUUGGAUGGACCCUGCCGUGUUUAGCUAUAGACUAUACUUACCUUCAAUCGGUCGCUUAACUAGGUUUAUGUACCCGGGUUAUGGGCGGAGAGGUACUCCUGAAUGGACUCGAAUACAAUAGGAAGUAUGUUGUUCGCCCUCUGCUGUGUGCAAGGACCACUCAGGAUGUACGAGGUCUCGUCGUGUCCUCGAUCUUGAGGAAACAACCCGAGUAGUUAAGCCAGACCGCCGC
Molecule: messenger RNA, 2051 nt
Organism: Schizophyllum commune H4-8
Lineage: Eukaryota; Fungi; Basidiomycota; Agaricomycetes; Agaricales; Schizophyllaceae
Exons: 3
Coding region: 211-1413 (400 amino acids)
Source: RefSeq, a predicted model, not a curated record